Molecule: messenger RNA, 579 nt
Organism: Musca domestica (house fly)
Lineage: Eukaryota; Metazoa; Arthropoda; Insecta; Diptera; Muscidae
Product: transcription initiation factor TFIID subunit 10b-like
Exons: 2
Coding region: 83-505 (140 amino acids)
Biological process (GO): transcription initiation at RNA polymerase II promoter
Cellular component (GO): nucleus; transcription factor TFIID complex; SAGA complex
Molecular function (GO): promoter-specific chromatin binding; RNA polymerase II general transcription initiation factor activity
Source: RefSeq, a predicted model, not a curated record
GAAAUGAAUUACAGAAACAACAAUAUAGCACACUCAAAGCAGCAACAACAUCCGCAGAGAAAACAAACGAAAGGCUUAGAAGAUGAUUGGCACAAACUUUGGAAUAUUUCGUCCCGCGAAUGCUACAUCCGCCAGCAAUGGACCAAAUCAUCCGUCUGCAACAGCAUCGGCUCCAGGUCAAGAGACUUCUCAACUAAGUGAUUUUAUGCUGCAACUGGAAGAUUAUGUUCCCACAAUUCCAGAUGCAGUUACAUCUUUUUACCUAAAUUCGGCCGGCUUUGAUACCAACGAUCCACGUAUUGUGCGUCUAAUAUCUGUGGCAACACAAAAAUUCAUUUCCGAUGUGGCCAAUGACGCCCUACAGCAUUGUAAGACCCGCUCCAAUAACCAAAAUGGUGGCUCUAAAAUGCUAAAACCAACUAAAUACACCAUGACCAUGGAAGACUUGGCCCCAGCAUUAGCCGAUUAUGGCAUAACCGUGCGCAAAGCCCAAUAUUUCCCAUAGAUGAAUUGUUCACUUCUUUUAUUUUGUACGUGAGAUUUAAUAAAAUAUAUUCUAGGAAUUAAAUACAAAUAUAA